Messenger RNA from Porites evermanni, 7036 nucleotides. Lineage: Eukaryota; Metazoa; Cnidaria; Anthozoa; Scleractinia; Poritidae. The record is from the annotation of a GenBank genome assembly.
AUGGAACCUGUGGAAGCUUAUCAAAAUAGAAAAGAGAGUCAAACUUUUGAGGAACUUUCUCUGUUAGAAGGUGAUGAUCAUGCUAUCGGCAUGGAAGGACUUAUAAUCAGAGAGAGAAUCCUUGGGCCUGACAAUCCAGCAAUUCUUUACGACAUCAGAUACCGGGCAGCUGUUUUACGUGACUCUGAGGAGUACGAGCUUUGUUUUGGUUUGUGGCAACGAUGCAUGGAGAAAGCCAUGAACCGUGAUUUUCCGAUAAUAGAAGAUCUUGAACGCUUCCCGGCUUUAUUCGGAGAAAUGUUACAAAAAGGUAAAAUUUUAAGACCAAAUUUCAUCGAAGACGUGUUUGAAAUACUGGUUGCUGCAAGUGAGAAACAAACAGAAAAAGGUAUGUCUAAAAAUUUACAAGAGGGGCAGGAAAACGAGGAGCAGGAAAAAACGCUUUACUGUGCUCUCUAUCUUUUGGUAAUAUACAUCAAAGUUAGAGGUCAAAACGCCAACAUGACUUACUUUCUACAAAGAUUCUUGCGUUUAAACCCUCUAACCAAGGAAGAGAAUACUAUACUGCACUUAGUUGCGUGGCAUGAAACUCCAAUUCAAGGAGACAGAGUGCGAGGAGUGUGCAAGCUUCCCUGUGUUGAGACUAUGAAGCUUAUUUUAUAUGCAGGGUGUGAUGUAAAUGCAGAAAACAACGAGGGAAACACUCCUCUCCAUCUAGCAGUAAAGUAUAAGCCAGAGCCGGAGGAAGUCGAGAUUUUGAGAGAAACGUUGCUGUUGUUGUUAGAUAUCGGUGCAGACCCAGAGGUAGAAGACAUAAAUGGUCAAACACCACUGGACAGCUGUGAAACUGACGAGGCUCGUAAGAUCCUGUCCGAGAAAAGAGGACUGAGUGUCAUGAACGUCGACGUCGGAGAUGUAAGAAAGUUUGAAUGUUUACCUAUUACAAUUUUCUAGAAUAAUUUCUGUCACCUCACCCGGUGUUGUGUUUAUUAUAUUACGUCACGCUAUUGUAUGUCCGUCUCUAUCUGAACUCCUGGAACAGGUUUACAAAGGCGUCUCUUUUCGAAUGAAACACUGAUUUAUCGCAAGCGGCUGUUAUAGCCAAAAACGGUUGUUUGAAAGCGACAUGAACAGAAGGCUGUCAGAGGAAGCUACGGUGCAAGCAAGCGUCAAUUGUUAGUUACUGACAUAAGAACUGUUAUGAACCGUUCGAUUUAUGUUUGCAUAAAAGAAUUCAAAGUAUCUCAAAUAGAAAGUUCGAAGGGCAAAUUAAACCGAGAGGCGUAAGGAUAAUACUAUCAAUUGUUGACGAUCUUUCGAAGUAACAGGUAAAACAGGAAGAGCACCUAUAUAUACAUUUUUGUGAAUCUCUUUCGCCGUAGGACCGUUCAGGGACAGCAUUUGUUCUCAGUCAAUAAUUUGUCAGCAUGUGUUCAAAACGACGUGUUUCCUUGUAAUACGACUAGUUAGGAAAAUAAACCCGAAUACGGCCUAAAAGCUGAUGGAAUUUUUCCGUCACAUGAAACUUACUCUCUAUCGUGUUUAGUUAGCACUUCUUAUACCUUGAAAAUUUUUUUAAAAAAGCUUGAAACCUCAUCAGUCAUAGUAUUUAAAAAAUUAUAUCUAUUUAAGAGCUGCAAUUGCCAGGUGAAAGAGAGGGGGAAAGAGCAUUUCACCACUUCUUAAUUUUUUCCCUCGCCGUCUCCUCGCGAUGUUUUGCCUCCUUCCAGCGAAUAAAGCGCCAGUUUUCAGGCAACAUACGUGGCUUUCUCGUUACGGAUCCAUGAUAGAUCGUGGUUUUGAAUACAAAAACGUUAAGAUGGUUUGGGGUAUCGUACUAAUUAGCUUUGGUAACUUCUAAGUGGAUAUGUCUUUUUGAUUUUCACAAAGGCUGGAAAAAUGGGAAGUGGAACUGGUAAGAGAAGAGGAGAAAGAUUUGUUCCUGGAACAGAAAAUGACCUAAAUGAAAACAUCUCGAAAAAGACUGAAACAAAGGAAAUAUCAGGUAAGAGAAUCUAACGAAGGGAACAAUUUGUUGAGGCGAAUAAUUGUACCCUGGAUCAUUGAACUUUACUGAUGUGCCGUUAGGUGCCAUUUGAUGUGAUAAAAGAGACGGAAUUUAAAUUGAGGGAUUGGAUGCUAAUGACCCGAUGUGGCGACCCUCCUUAUCGUUCAAGGGGGGUAAAGAAUAAAUAGAUAAUGUAUUUGGACUAUUAUCAGAGUUAGAAGUAAUAUGUAUGAACAAAAAAAAUUAAACAAAAACACCGAUCAAAAGAGAUUUAAUUUGUAUUGGUAAUUUAAAGAAAUAUAUUAAAAUAAGGCAAGCCCAUGUGUGUAACCAAGAGAACAACAAGGGAGGAGACUGAAUACCCUAUAUGGAAGUAAAAAUUUAAACAUUCAAGCAACACACGAGGUACAUUAUUAUCUUAAGAUCAGAUACCUUAGGUCUAAAAUUAAGAUAAAUUAAUUUAUAUUGAAAGAAAUUCUCCCUAGAAUGAGGCAACUAUAGAAGAUUCAGUCUGUCUAUCCUCUCCAGAUAUUACACUAAGCGUGAGACCAAAGAAAAUUGUCUCUUUUAAGUGUGAGACAAAAAGCCGAAAAUGGCGUACCUCUAUCUUUAUUUCUUUAAGGACAAAUGAGGGAGCUGAGACGGCAGUUGGAAAAUGUCCAAGAGCAACUAAGACAGAGAGACGGACAACUGAGGGAAGCGACACAACAACUGACAAAUGUUCAAGGGCAACUACAAGAGAGAGAUGGAGAAUUAAGGCAGAUGACACAACAGUUUACAAAUGUUCAAGGGCAACUACAGGAGAGAGAUGGACAAAUGAGGCAGAUGACACAACAGUUUACAAAGGUUCAAGGGCAACUGGGAGAGUUGACUCAACAGUUGACAGAUUCUCAAAGACAGCUGCAAGAAAAAGAUGAAGAAAAUACCACCAUGGGGGAACAACUGAGGGAAAAAGAACAGGAAGUGAAUGAACUGGAAAUAUCUCUUUCGACAGCUCAACAAGCGUUAAGUGAACGUCCGCGCCAACAGUCACCUGACUGGGUCAUUUCACGUGAUCAAAUUCAGCUGACAGAGAAAUGCAUUGGUAAAGGAGGCUGGGGAAGUGUUGUCGAAGGCAAGUAUUGUGGCUGCACUGUUGCCGUGAAACAAAUUUACGAGGUGCUUCUGAACCUCUCCUCUCAUAACAGAGAAAUGUUUGAGCGGGAAAUGAGCAUUGCUUCAAAAUGCCGCCAUCCUUGUUUGCUGCAAUUCAUCGGAGCAACAAACGAUGAAGGAAGUCCUUUGUUCGUGACAGAGCUCAUGGAAACGAGUUUGCGAAAAUUGCUGGAGCAGCGAUCACUUUCUACAGCUGAAGUGGCCGUUAUUUCUCUUGAUGUGGCUCGUGCAUUGAAUUACCUGCACCAAAAGAAACCACGCCCCAUCAUCCACCGCGAUAUCAGCAGCGCCAAUGUGUUGCUAUGGCGACAAGCGGACCACUGGCGAGGCAAAGUGUCGGAUUAUGGUGCUGCUAACGUCAUGCAACAUACCUUGUCAGUUUGUCCAGGUGCUGCGGUAUACAGUGCUCCUGAAGCACUUACUAAAAAUCAGACUGUGAAGGUAUGUCGUCUGCUAAACUUAAUCUUUAAACAAGACGCCUAUUCACAGGCUAAUGUAGAAUAUUAAAUCCCUGCGAGAUACCGAAGGAGAAAGACCCAACGGCUAAUAUAAUGCAUUUUAUGGCUGUGAAAAAGUAGAGAAAAGUGCUGAGUAAGCCCCCCCCCCCUCCCCCGGUAGACAGUCUAGACCAAUAGUUAGACCGAAGAUGUGAGUAGUUAGGUAAACAGAGAAAGAUUUUAGUGGUCGAGUUCCGUCGUCGAGUGCUGGGUGGAAUAGAGAAUGGUUUAUAAAAGAUUCAUUUGCGGUUUUACAACAGUCUGAGUCCUCUUUAGGAAUAAGACCUACGUCCUAGGAUUACUAACUUUGAAAGUGUUUUGUGUGUACAAGGAGUCAAAUGAUACAGUACAAGGUGAUAAGUAGCCUGAGUAUCAGGCGUUUCUGGGGAAAAGGGGAAAAAUGGAAGCGAAAAAGGGAGAGAGGUUAAAAUCUCCUUUCCCCUAGCCCCGUAGGAAGGCCUGAUACUCAGGCUAGGUGAUAAGUGGGUGUUACGAAAGCUAAGACCCUCGAAAACUAAGAUGUAAGACCUAAGACCCCCUAAAAUCGAAUCUAAGACCCCUCUUAGUUUUCGUUAUUAAGGAAACUAAGACCUCCCCAAAAAACGAUCCGUAAAAUAUAUAUGAAGUCGAAUUACGACUGUUCAAAGACUAUAAACCGUAAAUAACCAAAAACUAUCAUCCGCGUUCUGAGGAUCCGCUUCUUCUAAUAAUUUGCAGCCAUGUCAGUAUUGAGGCUUUAAAAAGAGGAUGAAAGCCAUACACAACCUGUGUAUAAUUGUACUCUGAAAAUAUGCCUUACCCCGCCGAUUGGUCUAUAAUUUUGGUUAUUUAAAUUUUAAUUUAGCCAGGGUAGCUGACCUUCCGCUUCCUCCAAUAAUUUGCAGACAUAUCAGUAUUCUUGUUACCGCUGUUAUCUCCGGGAUGGCAACGAUUAAAAUAAAGUCAUGAAAAACGCAAUGUAGCAUAUACUCUUUUUUUUUUCGCCCUUGUUAAGAAAGCAUUUUUUUGGCUAUAGCCUGGCAGGCCAGAAAAAGAAAAAAUCCGUAUUUUUGUGUGAUGUUUGACCGAUACGCCGUAAUGACCAUGCAUUAGUGUCGCAGCGACAUGUCAGCCGGAAACGAAGACAAAAAUCCAUCUCCAGUGGAAAGCCAAUUUUUCUGCAAUUUUGAGAAGAAGCGGGUCCUGAUGAUACUUUUUGGUUGUUUUACGGGAUAUAGUCUUUGAACGGUCGUAAUUCGACUUCAUUCUCUAUUUUCGAAUUCCCCAUAAUACACUCUGUUUGCCCCCCAAAUUUUGCAUAAACCAUUGUUUUUAAAUGCUCCUGGGAGUAUUGCAUUUUCCCAAGAGCAUUUUAAGGCAAUAAGUUAUGCAAAAUUUGGGGGGCAAACAGAGUGUAUUAUGAGGGUCUCAAUGGGGUUAAUCGAUAGGCGUAAAACGGCCAAAAAUUUAGUCGAUAGCCAUAAAAAUUGAAAAAUUUUAACCGUUAGCCGUAAAUAGAGUAAAAAAGAGUUAACCGUAAAAGAAACUGUUCCCUAGAUUUGUUACUUUCAAGGGAGGUACUAAACUCAUUUAUGGUUGCGUUUUUUAUUUCCCUGCUAGUGUGACUCCGCACGCACGUUAAGCGAAGCGCCUUUUAGGUGUUGACCAAGACCUAGGCUCCAUUUCCCCCACUCUCUCGGGGAACUAAUGUUUUCCAUAGCGAAAGUGUGGCUUCUUGCUAGGGAUUAAUAUUUGUGAUUUGCUGGAGGUCGUGCCUUCGAAACACUAAUGAGACAACACGCAGAGAUGUCACUGUUUGUAAAACACGUUGCCGAUAAACAGCAUUUCCCUGUUUUUCUCUGACGCUACGGUAGACAUUGCCAGGCCUAGUCCCUGUACGGCGUCUUCCCACGCAAUCUCGGUCAAGGCAUUUCGGUGGCGAACUCGCUCAGACCACGUGACCCGACACGCAUUAGCCGCGCGGAAUAAUGAGGCCUACGGACAAGGCAACGGCAGACAGUCAUUCUGUACAGUCCUUCGCUAUCAUUAAAAGCACUGAACAUGGGAAUUUUGUUAUUGGCCGUUUUCACGCUAGAGCUAGAAAUGGAUUAUCCGUCUGAGACUAGUCUGUGUAGAGUCACGCCCUCCCCACAGACACCCCUUCUCCAAUUUUUUCUGAGGGGAGGGGGUGGCUGUACACAGGCUAUCUGGAACGGAUAAUCCCGUCUUCAAACUGUCCGUCGAAAUUGACGGAUAAAGUCAGACGGAUUGUUCAUUCAAAAUUAAAACUAUUCCAUUUUCAAAUUAAGAAGUAUUACCUAUCUGACGCGAAUUAUCAAACGGAUGACCCGUCUCACACGAAUAAUCCGUCUCUAGUGUGAAAACGGCCAUUUCUGUUACAAUGAAUGUCGCGCCCCGGCCUUGAGUUGGGCGUUUGCGUGUCCGCUUUUGCUUUUUCACAAAGAUUAUUUUUAAAUUGACUAUUGACAUUUCUAUGUGUAAAAUAAUAUUAGAAGUGAAAUACUUUAUAAAAAGUAUGAUCUAUCAAAUGUCAAAAUUUUUCAAAAUUUUCCCCGAGAUGAUCCGAAGACUUUUAUUUUGAUUUAAAGAUACAAAAAAUAUAGGUUAAUUAAUAUUUAACUUUUGAAACAAAAGAAGUUAAUUUUUAACUUUUUGUUAACCGUAACUGAAAAAAAUUAACCGAUAGCCGUAAAAGAGCCCAAAUUUUAGCCGAUAACCGUAAAAGCCACCACCCCAUUGAGACCCUCUAUUAUGGGGAAUUCGAAAAUAGUCAAUAUAUAUUUUACAGAUUGAUUUUUUGGGGGUCUUAGUUUUCGUAAUAACGAAAUUAAGAGGGGUCUUAGUUUUCGUAAUAACGAAAUUAAGAGGGGUCUUAGUUUUCGAAAUUACGAAAACUAAGACCCCUAAAUUUGCCAAGAUUUGACCUAAAUCUCGGUGGAAAGGAUCGGCCAAAAGAUAAUUUGACAGAUUAUACCUAUUUUGCUUACAAUUUGACUUUAUAUUUCGACGGAUUCGAUUUUAGGGGUCUUAGUUCUACGUAAUCUCGAAAACUAAGACGGGCCUUCGGUCUUAGUCUUAGUUUUCGUAACACUCGUGAUAAGUAUUGAUGUGGAACUAUGAUGUUGUUAUCUAAAUGUAUAUAUAUUUAUAAUUGUUAUCGUCUAUUUUUCGUCUUUAGAUUGAUGUGUACAGUUUUGGCGUUCUCAUCUGCGAGAUUUGUUUCGGGAAACUACCAAAUCCUGACAGGCGUGCCGAGCAAGUCGCCAUGGUGAAAAACAAAGUGCUAAGAGCUCUUAUUCGUAGAUGUUUACAAGACAAUCCUCAAGACAGACCUAGUAUGGAAGACGUUAUUGGUGAACUAGAAAAACUAGUUUAA